Messenger RNA from Chelmon rostratus (copperband butterflyfish), 2285 nucleotides. It is a transcript of the gene sv2ca, whose product is annotated as synaptic vesicle glycoprotein 2Ca. Gene Ontology annotation, biological process: chemical synaptic transmission; transmembrane transport. The transcript has 12 exons. Gene Ontology annotation, molecular function: transmembrane transporter activity. Bases 1 to 2205 code for a protein of 734 amino acids. The record is from RefSeq and is a predicted model, not a curated record. Gene Ontology annotation, cellular component: membrane. Lineage: Eukaryota; Metazoa; Chordata; Actinopteri; Chaetodontiformes; Chaetodontidae.
AUGGAGGACACUUACAAUAACAGGACUUCCCUGGCUAAGGGGGCCAAGGACAUGGUCAAGGAGGCCAAGCGGCAUGCAGCAAAGAAAGUCAACAAGGCGGUGGACCGCGCCGCAGAUGAAUACUCGUCCCACCGCAACUACAGCCGAUUCCAGGAUGAAGAGGACGAAGAUGAGGAUUUCUACCGGAACCCCCCGAGGCAGGAUGGAGAGAGCUACCAUGACAACGAAGAGGGUUCCAGUGAUGCCACAGAGGGCCACGAUGAUGAGGAUGAGAUCUACGAGGGCGAGUACCAGGGCAUCCCCUCGGCAGGAGAUAGGAAGCAUAAGGAGGGCCAGGUGGCGGUGGGGCAACCGAUGUCAGAUGCCACAAGGGACCGUAAGGGGCUGGAGGAGGAGAGACAGGCCGAUGAGGAGGAGCUGGCCCAGCAAUACGAGCUGAUCAUCCAGGAGUGUGGCCACGGGAGGUUCCAGUGGCAGCUCUUCCUGGUGCUCGGGCUGGCGCUCAUGUCAGAUGGGGUGGAAGUGUUUGUGGUGGGCUUCGUGCUGCCCAGCGCAGAGACAGACAUGUGUGUGCCGGACUCCAGCUCAGGAUGGCUAGGAAGCAUUGUUUACUUGGGGAUGAUGGUUGGAGCGUUCUUCUGGGGAGGGAUGUCUGACAAAGUGGGCCGCAGACAGUGCCUCCUCAUUUGCAUGUCCACGAAUGGCUUCUUCGCCUUCUUGUCGUCUUUUGUCCAGGGAUACGGCUUCUUCCUUCUUUGCCGUGUCUUUGCAGGCUUUGGGAUAGGAGGUGCCGUGCCCAUCGUCUUCUCCUUCUUUGCAGAGGUGUUGUCCAGAGAGAAAAGAGGAGAGCACCUCAGCUGGUUGUGUAUGUUCUGGAUGAUUGGCGAGAUCUAUGCAUCUGCUAUGGCCUGGGCCAUCAUACCACAUUAUGGUUGGAGUUUCAGUAUGGGCUCAGCUUACCAGUUUCACAGCUGGAGGGUGUUUGUGGUCGUCUGUGCCCUGCCCUGUGUUUGUGCUGUGGUGGCACUUACCUUCAUGCCUGAAAGUCCCAGAUUCUACCUUGAGGUGGGGAAGCAUGAUGAAGCCUGGAUGAUCCUCAAACAGAUCCACGACACCAACAUGAGAGCGCGUGGGCAGCCGGAGAAAGUCUUCACCGUAAACAGGAUCAAGAUCCCCAAACAGCUGGAUGAACUGGUGGAAAUGGAGUCGGAGUCUGGCAACCCAGUUUCAAAGUUUUUCUUUAGGAUAAAGGCUGAAAUACAUGGAAUCUAUCUGAAUCUCAUGAAGUGCUUCAACUACCCUAUGCGAGAAAACAUGAUGCGACUAGCCAUAGUGUGGUUCACGCUGUCAUUUGGGUAUUAUGGCCUGUCAGUCUGGUUCCCUGACGUCAUCAAACACCUACAGGCAGAUGAGUAUGCCUCCAAAGUGAAGAUCCACAACAACGAACGUAUUGAAGACUUCACCUUUAACUUCACUCUGGAGAACCAGAUACACAAAAAUGGCCUCUUCAUCAAUGACCGAUUCAUCAAUAUGAAGCUGAAAUCUGUCACCUUCAUUGACUCUACCUUUCGUAACUGCUACUUUGAUGACGUGACAUCGGUGGGCUCCUUCUUCCGUAACUGUACCUUCAUAGAUGCUUUCUUCUUCAACACAGACAUCGAUGAAUCCAAGUUGAUAGAUGGCACAGAAGUGGUCAACAGCACAUUCACCCACAACAAGACAGGGUGCCAGAUGACAUUUGACGAUGAUUACAGUGCCUACUGGGUUUACUUCAUCAACUUCCUGGGGACCCUGGCUGUUCUGCCCGGGAACAUUGUGUCCGCCCUUCUUAUGGACAAAAUUGGCCGUUUGUCCAUGUUAGGUGGCUCUAUGGUCCUUUCAGGCAUCAGCUGUUUCUUCUUGUGGUUCGGCACCAGUGAGUCCAUGAUGAUCUUCAUGUUGUGCCUUUACAACGGCCUGAGCAUCUCUGCCUGGAACUCCCUGGAUGUGGUCACGACUGAGUCAUUCCCGACUGUCAGGAGAGGGACAGGCUUUGGGUUCUGCAACGCUCUGUGUAAGCUGGCUGCAGUUUUGGGGAACCUGAUUUUUGGUUCUCUUGUUGGCAUCACAAAGGCCAUCCCCAUCCUCAUGGCCUCGUCUGUGCUCGUCGGGGGAGGCCUGGUUGGACUCCGGUUGCCUGACACCAGGGCGAAUGUCCUCAUGUAAGACCAGCUUGGUGUUCAUCAGCUGGGAUACAACCUGGAUAAAACUUGGGUGGACCCAAGAGGAAGCCCAGGGAGUGUUGA